AUGAUACGAAUGUUAAAAAACGUCAGAAACCUGUCCACCGCUUCAAUGAAACAAACUGAACUGUCAGUACCAGUCCCCUGGGGAGAGAUCAGAGGAAAAGUUUGGGGCCCGGAUCAUGGCCGUCCUGUGUUGUGCCUGCAUGGCUGGGCUGACAACUGUGGUACCUUCAACACUCUUAUUCCUCUUCUCCCUAAAGAAUGCAGAUAUGUGGCAGUGGAUCUGGCAGGUCACGGACUGUCUUCACAUCGUCCCCCCGGUGUUUUUUACACCUUUACUUCAUAUGUGGCUGAUAUUCAAAGAGUUGUUGAGACCCUCCACUGGCGCAGAUUCUCCAUCCUGGGCCAUAGUAUGGGCGGUAACAUUGCUGGAAUGUUCAGUGCGCUUUUCCCUGAGAUGGUAGAGGCUUGUGUCAUGCUGGACUCUUAUGGAUUCUUACCCACUGAUCCGAAUGAAAUGUCCAAAAUAAUGCGGCAGGGGAUGGAUGACAUGCUUAAGUUUGAAAAGAAUCCUGCAAAGAGUGAGAGAGUUUACACCUAUGAGAAAGCAGUAGAAAGGUUGUUGGCAGCAAACCCAACUCUGUCUGAGGCGUCUGCAAGCAACCUUUUAGAACGUGGUCUGGUUAAAGUUGAAGGAGGAGUGGUCUUCUCACGUGACUUCCGUAUUAAUCUGAAAAACAUAGCUCGUAUUAGCUUGGAGCAGAGUCUGGUGAUGCUCUCCAGAAUUCAAGCCUCUGUUCUUUUGGUUCUUGCGGAUGACGGCUUUCAGAAAAUAUUUGCAGAACCCGACCAGAGGAAAUUUGCAUCCGAGCUUCUGCAGGGCUAUAGACAGAAUCAUCACACGGUGGAGAGGGUACCCGGCGGCCAUCAUGUCCAUCUUAACAACCCCGAGGUGGUUGCUCCGGUAGUGUCUGAAUUCCUCCACAGGAAAGUCUUAUCAUCGACAGUCAGAGCAGACGGACUCACCACUAAGCUGUAG
Messenger RNA from Nerophis lumbriciformis (worm pipefish), 975 nucleotides. The record is from RefSeq and is a predicted model, not a curated record. Lineage: Eukaryota; Metazoa; Chordata; Actinopteri; Syngnathiformes; Syngnathidae.